UGUAAGCAAGUAUAAUUAUUAUUAUUCAAAGGAUAUUAAAGUAACAAUUUUUUUAAAUUUUAAUAUUGUGAUGUCACUUUAGAGCUGCUCUUCCUAUUGUUGUGUACUGUAAUUUCCAUAAAUUUCCACUUUCCAUGGUUCUUGAUGAUGGAAUAGAUCUUUUUAAUAGAGGGAUGUGUAAAAGCAUGUGUCUGAUGAUAUAUCGAAUGCACAGGUAAAAAGCAGUGACGGAUCCCAUCUAGCUGUAGUUGGGCUUUUUAUUAUUUACUAAAUUUGAUGUCAUUCAACUGCACUUUAGUAUCUGAAUUAUUCUUGCCAAACUACUUUUAUGUGCCCAUUGGUAUGUGAAUAGUCUAUAUUUCAGACAUAUGUAAUAUGAAUGUUACUUAUAUCCUAUGUUCUGCAAGUUAGCAGCAGGCAUAAGAUGAUCAGCAAAUUAGUGCACAUGACCCACUAAUUUGUGCUUCUUUUUGUAUUCUCCAUUUUUAUCUUGCCUUUGCACAUGUUGCCAGUUGAAGAAAUAUAAAUCUAUACUUUGCGGGUUGUUUCUUGUAAGAAAAAUGUGAGUUCUGUUUUACAAGUGUGCUUGACUGUACCACUUAUUCGUCUAAGGGUUGACAUAUCAUGAAUAUAAAUUGAAAGUAUUGUCUUGCCUUAAGAAAUUUACUGUUUCAUUUUCAUGAAGUAACUCGGAAAAGUGUAAUAUGUAAAUCACUAUACGUUUUGAAUCACAUACGUUCAUAAUUCCGAAGCUUCACUAUUACGCAACGGUAAUACGCGUGCGCCUAAAAUGAUCGAGCUACCAAGAACAAUGCCAAUGGCGUCCACAACUUAUCUAUGCGACCACAAUCUCUCUAGAGAAGAGUAGAGAAAUCUUCACCAAGAAUCAUCAAGACCUUAAUGAUUGAGCUACAGGGAACAAUGUCAAAUUCUUACUGAUCUUCCAGGUCACACUACAUGUAUAUGGAAGCUGUAAUCAUUAGUAUCCUAAAAUAUUUACCAUGUUUAGUCACCAUUUAUGAAUUUUCAUGUGUUUGUAUGCCAGGUUGUACCGGAAGAUCUUUGACAAGGCCUAUGGUGCUGCAAGUGGCGAGAAAAUGCUGAGUGACCUCAAAGCUGCCAUUGCAGGGUACAACAAUGAGGCAAGGGAUAUCUGUGCCAAGAUUGAUCAAGUUAAUAACAAGAUCGCCAUCACUUUAUAUUCUCCUCUCAUGAAGCGCUGCAGUCAGAAGCAUGAAUAUAGCGGAGAACUUGUCUUUAUCGAUGCUUCAGGGGGCAUGGAUCAAUAUGACUGCAGGGUAUUCAUGCUGCUGACCCACAGUGCUGCUGGUGGAUUGCCCCUGGGAUGCCUGAUUGUUACCUCCAAGUCUAGGGAGUGCAUUACCCUGGCAUUGAAACUGUACUUGGACAUAAUACCUAAAGAUGCCUUUUUUGGCCCUGGCAACCUUGGCCCUCCUGUAUUUUUGUCUGAUGAUAGCGAGGCAGAAAAGUAGAUCCUUGAAGCAAGUUUUUCCAAAGGCUACAUUGAUUCUUUGUAUUUUCCACUUGUUGCAGGCAGUGUGGAGAUUCCUGUGGGAGGGAAAGAAUCACAUAAGGAGCAUAGACCACAGCUGCGUUUUGCUGUCAAAAAGAUGACAUUCUCAAUGACAGAAGAUGCUCUUGAGGAAGCAUAUGAAGAGCUCCAUGGUAGUGAAAUUGCUCGCCUGUAUCCAAACUUCCAAGCACAUGUUGAGAAACUCUACAAUCCCCGUCAAGCAUGGGCUGUGUGCUAUCGUCAUGACUUACCCAUUCGGGGUAACAACACAAAUAAUUAGGCAGAAGCGGCGAUGAGGAUAAGAUCUUCGAAAGAGUAAGAGCAUACAAAGUUGUUCAGCUCCUGGACUUUUUUCUGACAUGCGUCCCCAGUUACAGGCUAUUGUGAUAAUUGUGAUAAUCUUCUGCUACUCGAGAUAAAUUCCUUUAACAAGUUACAAUAUCCAAAUAACCAUGGAGGAAAGUCACAAGAUGGCGAGGAAAAGAAACUGGUACAGUUCGGAAAAAACCCUGCUUGUUCACCUCGUCGGUGAUAAAAUAGAUAUUAAAGGAAAGAAGAGAAACAAUUUCCAGGCCAACUCGGCUAAAAUCACGGCCUGGGUAGAAAUCUUCGGUGAAUUUUUUGCCCGGUAUGGAGAGAGGAGGAGCAUGAAAGAAAUACGAGAUCAAUGGAAGAGGAUAAAGCUCGCGGGGAAGGCUGAAUGGGCAGACUUCUCUAAAAAGAGGAUGACGGGAGGAGGAGAGUCACCCCAUCAGCCCUCUGACCUCUCCGUCCCAAGUUACAGGCUAUUGUGAUAAUUGUGAUAAUCUUCUGCUACUCGAGAUAAAUUCCUUUAACAAGUUACAAUAUCCAAAUAACCAUGGAGGAAAGUCACAAGAUGGCGAGGAAAAGAAACUGGGACAGUUCGGAAAAAACCCUGCUUGUUCACCUCGUCGGUGAUAAAAUAGAUAUUAAAGGAAAGAAGAGAAACAAUUUCCAGGCCAACUCGGCUAAAAUCACGGCCUGGGUAGAAAUCUUCGGUGAAUUUUUUGCCCGGUAUGGAGAGAGGAGCAUGAAAGAAAUACGAGAUCAAUGGAAGAGGAUAAAGCUCGCGGGGAAGGCUGAAUGGGCAGACUUCUCUAAAAAGAGGAUGACGGGAGGAGGAGAGUCACCCCAUCAGCCCUCUGACCUCUCCGUCCCAAGUUACAGGCUACUGUGAUAAUUGUGAUAAUUGUGAUAAUCUUCUGCUACUCGAGAUAAAUUCCUUUAACAAGUUACAAUAUCCAAAUAACCAUGGAGGAAAGUCACAAGAUGGCGAGGAAAAGAAACUGGGACAGUUCGGAAAAAACCCUGCUUGUUCACCUCGUCGGUGAUAAAAUAGAUAUUAAAGGAAAGAAGAGAAACAAUUUCCAGGCCAACUCGGCUAAAAUCACGGCCUGGGCAGAAAUCUUCGGUGAAUUUUUUGCCCGGUAUGGAGAGAGGAGCAUGAAAGAAAUACGAGAUCAAUGGAAGAGGAUAAAGCUCGCGGGGAAGGCUGAAUGGGCAGACUUCUCUAAAAAGAGGAGGAUGACGGGAGGAGGAGAGUCACCCCAUCAGCCCUCUGACCUCUCCGUCCCAAGUUACAGGCUAUUGUGAUAAUUGUGAUAAUUGUGAUAAUCUUCUGCUACUCGAGAUAAAUUCCUUUAACAAGUUACAAUAUCCAAAUAACCAUGGAGGAAAGUCACAAGAUGGCGAGGAAAAGAAACUGGGACAGUUCGGAAAAAACCCUGCUUGUUCACCUCGUCGGUGAUAAAAUAGAUAUUAAAGGAAAGAAGAGAAACAAUUUCCAGGCCAACUCGGCUAAAAUCACGGCCUGGGUAGAAAUUUUCGGUGAAUUUUUUGCCCGGUAUGGAGAGAGGAGGAGCAUGAAAGAAAUACAAGAUCAAUGGAAGAGGAUAAAGCUCGCGGGGAAGGCUGAAUGGGCAGACUUCUCUAAAAAGAGGAGGAUGAUGGGAGGAGGAGAGUCACCCCAUCAGCCCUCUGACCUCUCCGUCUUUCUGCGGGAGAUGGUUCCAAACGAAUUUUCACAGAUCCUCAACGAGUAUGAUGACGAUGCAAGCACUGCCAGUCAAAACGACGAUGCAGUGUCUGCUUUCGAGUACUUGGCGGGGAUCUUGCUUAGUUUGGAGACUCCAGUGAAUUUGAGCUCUAACCAGUAAUUACCUGACUUAACGUUGUAUAGAUCUAGUAAAGUGAGAAAUGAUCAGAGAAUUGAAUAAUUUUUAGCUACUCCAGCGACAGACCAAAAGUGCGCAGACGAUUUUUAGGUAUUGAUAUCCUAAAUGAUCGUGCAUAUGAUUUAGUCCUGCUCCGGAUCCUAUACGAGUCCCAUACAAGGACAGAGUCUUUGUCACACCACCCGCUACCCUUUAAGAACUAAGGGAGAGAAUUCAAGUUGAGGUGGACAGAUUGAGGGCAAACCCUGAACAAGUGAGACAGGUCAUGAAUGGGAUCCAGCGCAGGUGUCAGCUUUGUUUGGAGAGAGGAGCGGGACACAUCGAGGGACUUG
Lytechinus variegatus (green sea urchin) is the source of this 4061-nucleotide messenger RNA. RefSeq lists its product as uncharacterized. Lineage: Eukaryota; Metazoa; Echinodermata; Echinoidea; Temnopleuroida; Toxopneustidae. Bases 3223 to 3711 code for a protein of 162 amino acids. The transcript has a single exon. The record is from RefSeq and is a predicted model, not a curated record.